UUACUGAAAGUCUCUUCCACCAACUGUUUUUUCAUUCCCAUCCUCUUAACUUUGCCGAAAAUUUCUGAAUCUGCAAAGAAACAAGAUGAAAAAGUUCAUCUGGAUCUGUGCAACAUUGACGGCAAUGUUUGUUACAGGUGAGUCUCUGAUCUGUAACACCUGCAGAAUGAACAUUGUGGGUAGAUGUCUGUUUCCAUCCACUAAGACCUGCAGUGAGUCUCAGACCAGCUGCUACUCCGGAAGACUGGCCUUUAACAUCAGUAGUCUGCUGAGCUGGGAGACUCAAGGCUGUCUGAACUCAACUCUCUGCAACCAAACUGAAACGGGGACUCUCCUGACCGCCGGCUACACGGUGACCAGGACCUGCUGCAUGACUGACUGCUGUAACGGAGCCACAUCUGUGCAGCUGCCUGUCACUGCUGCUGUGGGCGCGGCCCUCGUGGCCAUCUGGGGCGCCCAAAGUCUUUAAAAAAACAACAAAAGAUUAAUCACUGGGUGUUGUGUUGGAAUGCAACUGUUAAAGAACAUGAUGAACUGUGUCUUCCUAUAUUAUUAAACUCAGAAUGUUGUAGCUUCUCUGCCUUUAAAUGUAUUUGUUAUAGACGAUAUAAAAUGUAUAAAAACUCAGUGAAAUGAUCAAAGAAUAAAAA
Molecule: messenger RNA, 650 nt
Organism: Labrus bergylta (ballan wrasse)
Lineage: Eukaryota; Metazoa; Chordata; Actinopteri; Labriformes; Labridae
Source: RefSeq, a predicted model, not a curated record